UGUGUCCCUGUGAUGAGUGUGCACACUGAAAGAGGAGGUCUCCUCAGGCAAAGUCUCUCCACCCUUUUUUUUUCUCCUCGGCGCAUUUACUCGACCAACUUCAUCCGCCUCCUGCUUCCUACAAGCCCGCUGAAGAUCCAGUAUUUACCGGAUCCACCUCCACCACCACCGGGGACCACUCCUCCGCCACUUCUCUCUCAGUUGCUCUGCGGGAAUCUGCCUCGAAUCCUCCGGCUGCUCCGAACCAGAAGUGCCAACCACAGGAAUUGGCGUGUGCGCGCGUGAGCGUGUGUGUGUGUUUGUGUGUGUGUGCUCGCUUGUGUGUGUGUGUGUGUGUGUGUUAGUUUGUGUGUGCAGCUCCGGAGGCCUCCACGUCUGUAACCAUGUAUCAGGCGGUGAGGAAGAUGUUUUUCACGGACUGUCGCUGUGCAGAUGAGUCGAGCUCGUACGAGGCUCUGUUCUCCAAACUGGACACGAACAAGGAUGGGAAGGUGGAUGUGUCCGAGCUGAAGGCAGGACUGGCCGCCAUGGGCAUCAAGACUGGGAGAGGAGCAGCCCAGAAAAUAGUUUCUUCAGGAGACAAAGACAGCGAUGAAGGGCUCGACUUCAGCGAGUUUUCCAAGUACCUAAAGGAUCACGAGAAGAAAUUGCGGCUGACCUUCAAGAGCUUGGACAAAAACAACGAUGGUCGAAUUGACUACUUGGAGAUUAAGCAAUCCCUGGCGGAUCUGGGAAUGGAUAUCAGCAGGGUGGAAGCAGAGAAGAUCCUCCAGAGUAUCGACGUGGAUGGCACCAUGACUGUGGACUGGAAUGAGUGGAGGGAGCACUUCCUGUUUAACCCAGCCACCAACCUGCAGGAGAUUAUCCGCUACUGGAAGCACUCGACGGUGCUGGACAUUGGGGACAGUCUCUCCAUCCCAGACGAGUUCACAGAGGAGGAGAAGACCACUGGGAUUUGGUGGAAGCAGCUGUCGGCAGGAGCGAUGGCGGGCGCUGUGUCCCGUACAGGAACCGCCCCGCUGGACAGAAUGAAGGUCUUCAUGCAGGUGCAUUCUUCUAAGAGCAAUAAAAUCAGCCUGGUUGGUGGUUUCAAGCAAAUGUUGAAAGAAGGAGGCUUGACGUCUCUGUGGAGAGGAAACGGUAUCAAUGUCCUGAAGAUUGCCCCGGAGACGGCCAUUAAAUUCAUGGCCUACGAGCAGUUUAAGAAGCUGCUGUCCAGUGAACCGGGGAAGGUCCGGACCCACGAGAGGUUCAUGGCUGGAUCACUGGCUGGAGCCACGGCACAAACAGCCAUCUACCCCAUGGAGGUGAUGAAAACCCGCCUGACGCUGAGGAAGACGGGACAGUACUCAGGGAUGUUUGACUGUGGCAAGAAAAUCUUGAAAAAGGAGGGAGUGAAAGCAUUUUACAAAGGCUACGUCCCUAAUAUUAUUGGCAUCAUUCCCUACGCUGGAAUCGAUCUGGCGGUGUACGAGAGCUUGAAGAACUUCUGGCUGUCCCGCUACGCCAAAGACUCAGCCAACCCGGGUAUUCUGGUGCUGCUCGGCUGUGGAACCAUAUCCAGCACAUGUGGCCAGUUAGCCAGCUACCCUCUGGCUCUGAUCCGCACCAGGAUGCAGGCACAAGCCUCUGUGGAGGGCUCCGAGCAGCUGCCGAUGAACCUCAUGGUGAAGAAGAUUGUGGAAAGGGAAGGCUUCUUUGGACUUUACCGUGGCAUCCUGCCCAAUUUCAUGAAGGUCAUACCGGCCGUCAGCAUCAGCUACGUGGUGUACGAGUACAUGCGGUCCGGCCUCGGAAUUCAGAAGUAGGCAGCAACAGAGUUAACUGUGACGACCAGAGUGAAAAAAGAUGUGCAGCAAUUUUAUUUUAUUUUUUUGAUACAUUUACCUUCUUACAUAUGAGGGACCCUCACUUGUUUACCUGUAGGUCGGCAUCUGAUAUCAUCAUGAGAAGUUUUAAAGUGAUUCCAGAACUGUGCUAAACUAAACUAAGUCGUUUGGAUCCUGCAGCACUCGCUCAGAGCUGAGGAUAAUUACUAUGAUUUCUAUGGUGGUUCCGUUUGUGUGGGUUUUGCUCGGGCUGCGUUUACACUCACAGAUUUAAAGUGCACUGUCUGUCUCAGGCAUAGACUGUAUGUAAAGAUGGACGACACGAUAGCUCCCCAAAACUGAAGCCAAAGCGUCUUGAUCACCCCCUGGUGGCUGGCUGCAGUAUAGGUUAUAAACCCGGCCUCCCUCACGUUAACAGAUGGGACACAGGCCAUUCUAGGAGGUUUAAGUUAAUGUGGGAGUUGUCUGAAAAAGCAGAAGCAGGAGACAACGUCGUAAGUAAAUGUAGUAAUAAGGACGUGUCUUCCAUCUUUAUUACAGUCUACGGUCUCAGGGUCAACUGACUUAACAUCCAAUCAACCUAAUGUGGAUAUUUUACAAAGCACAGACACUUGGAGAGGUUUAUUUUUUUGUCAUUUGGUUUAAUUGUUGGUUUGAGUAGAUGAGGCAAUUAAGUAAUUUUAAGUGUGGGUCCUGUUUCACUUGUUUCUUUUAACGUUUGACCAAAAAGCACCUUAUUGUACCACUCUUUAUCUGAAGCAGUCAGACCAAAUGUUGCGAAGCUUAAUUUACUUGCAGAAAUUCGUCCAGAUUUUGACUUGAGUGUCGGUCUCCAUUUUACAGGAAAAUAUUGUAUUGACCUUUUAUUGAGUUUGGUGAACGGGGGAGAAGAUGUGCCUUAUGAGAUUAGUCUCUGACGUCUGUGAACGUCUCCACCCUCACUUUAUCUUGCCUUUCUUUCCAAUAUUUGGUUAAUUUGACGAUGGUGUUUACAGUAAUAAAAUAUUGGAUGA
Molecule: messenger RNA, 2842 nt
Organism: Paralichthys olivaceus (Japanese flounder)
Lineage: Eukaryota; Metazoa; Chordata; Actinopteri; Pleuronectiformes; Paralichthyidae
Gene: slc25a24
Product: solute carrier family 25 member 24
Biological process (GO): ATP transport; ADP transport; transmembrane transport
Cellular component (GO): mitochondrial inner membrane
Molecular function (GO): ATP transmembrane transporter activity; calcium ion binding
Source: RefSeq, a predicted model, not a curated record